Molecule: messenger RNA, 3124 nt
Organism: Conger conger (European conger)
Lineage: Eukaryota; Metazoa; Chordata; Actinopteri; Anguilliformes; Congridae
Product: transmembrane protein 164
Exons: 6
Coding region: 908-1849 (313 amino acids)
Source: RefSeq, a predicted model, not a curated record
UGAGUGUAAAAUAGGCGGGUUCAGAGCGUAUUCACAUCCAAUCGCGGUAACCUACAUUGGGUCAGUGUCACUGCCGUGGGAAUAAAUAUGGAUUAUGAUUGAAUAAUACAAAAAUUAUUGCGUUCCAGUAAAACCACUUGGCGAUUCUCUGAAUCCCAUGUAGUGGACAGAGAUUAUUCGAGCGGACCACAUGGAUUUGCAUUGCAGACGGUAGCCUAUUUGAACAGCUACCGUAGCUAGCUAUCUACUGACGGUCUAGUCUCUCCUGCCGGGAUUGGGUGUGUUUAGCGAAAUCGUUUCGCUUUUGUCCAUCAUUAUUGCAUGCACUGCUGUCUGUUUUCGGUAGCCAUGUGUCUUCUACGUGGAAAUAGGGACUGAAGUAUUUCUAGUGUUGAUGAUGCACAUAAACUGUAGCCUAGCUAAUUGCUUAAAUGGUGUUCUUUUAUACCGUAAUUCGUUAACUUAAUUCGUUGGAGUGCCAUCCCUAACCUGUGCCAUUUUUUUUAGUUGUGAUUUAAGCCGUCGACUUCCUGGUGACUACAAUUACUCUGUGGAUAUUGAGCUCGUUAUAUAUGGUAUCAGAACGGGAUACGAUUUGCCAGUUUUUAUUAACUUACUGAUUUACUAGCCUACAGUUAAGAGAUACGAUUAGAUAACUCGCAUGGGCGUUAUCAUCUCUCAGGCGACUCGAAACAUAUUUCGCUAGCCUUGUUGAUAUUUCACUGGGGUUAAUUUUAAGUGCAUCCUCUUGCAAGCAAAGGUGCUUGACAGCUUUUCCCAUUUAUCGUCACAGCGCAUUUGCGUAUGGUUGCAGGACCCAACCUAUUUUCGCCUGCAGGCAGCCAGACAGCAUAUAGCUGCGCUCUAUUUAAUUUGGAGGCAUUUUAGCCGGAACAUUUCGCCGUUCAUGUUUCGUCAGGAAAUCAGUGUACUGUCGUUCAUUCCGUCUUGUUCUUACCUUUUCCAAUACGAGAAGAGGAACAUGUCUCGGUACAAUAUCUAUAGCCUGUUAGACUGGGUCUACGGUGGUGUGGACCCCAAGUUCGAAGGAAACGGGGGGCCCGAAUGUGCCGCCUUCCUAUCCCCACAACAGCGCUUCAACGAGAGCUUGGUGAUGAUUUUUAUAUCCAUCAUAGAGGUGAUACUAGCGCUGAGAAAGAUCAACAUUUCGAAAGAACUGAAAGAAAUCGCCAAGGAUGGAGGCGGAUGCAAGGCCAAGGAAGACAGCUUGGGCAAGAACUUGUUGCUGGUGGCUCUGUGUAUGACAUUUGGGGUGGAGGUCGGCUUCAAGUUUGCCACCAAGACGGUGAUCUACCUACUGAAUCCCUGUCACGUUGUCACCAUGGUACAGAUAUUCCUGCUGGCCUGCCCCCCCUGCAGAACUACUGUCAUCAUCUUUAGACUGCAGGUCCACAUGCUGAAUGGAGCCCUGCUGGCCCUCCUCUUCCCCGUCGUCAACACACGCCUGCUCCCGUUCGAGAAGGAGGUGUACUACAUCCAGCAUUCCAUGCUCUACCUCGUGCCCAUUUACCUCUUCAGGAAAGGAGGCAUGUACCGGCCGGAGCCUCUGGGAGACAUGUGGUGGGCGGUGCUGUCCACAGGGAUCCUGUUCCUGUACCACUUCCUGUUCCUGCAGGGACUGGGCCUGGUGACGGAGGUGAACCUGAACAACAUGCUGUGCCCGGCCGUGUCAGACCCGUUCUACGGGCCCUGGUACCGGGUCUGGGCCACGGGGCACCAGACGCUGCUGACGCUGGUGCACGGGAAGGCCCUGACUCUGCUGUCGCACAGCUCUGCCCCCGCCUGGCCCCCCCUGCUGGACAGGCUGCGCAGCAAGAAGCUGGACUGAGCCGGACCCGACCGGACCCGACCGGACCCGACCGGAACCAACCCGACCGGACCCGACCGGAAACCAACCCGACCUGCCUCUCCCUUCAUCCCCCCGACGACUGUUUUAUUGAGCUCUUAUUUUAAACUCGUAUCGUGUCAGUCCACAUCAUCGUUUUAUUUUUUUUAAAGUUCUUUUAGGGUCAGUGAAAACCGCAGUGGGACUACUCGACGUGCUGCCGUUGGCUUGCGUAGUUGGCGUUCAUGGUGGUUCGAGCACGACGUGCUACACUCGGCUUGCGUAGUUGGUGCUUGUGGUGGGUUGGGCUCAGCGAUACGCCUGCCUUAUUCCUGAGCGGACUUUUCCCCGACCCCCCCAGGACUCCUGACUCCUUAUAAAGAUGCCUUUUUAAGUUCUUAAUUAGGGUGCUGACACGAGAACAGCGUUGCCAAAUGCACAGUUUAUGUUCCUGUUCAUUUAACUGUGAGUACACCUUUACCCAAAAAAAAAAAAAAAAAAAAAGUUGCCAUCUUUUGAAGUUUGUAUUGUGUCGCUGUUUAAACUGCUGUACAAGGUUGUGGUGUUUAAUCCAGCUCACUGUGUGGAGGGCAUGUGCCGGGGAGGGGUGUCUCAGCUGCAAGCUGGAAGUUAGGAACUCGCAAUCUUUCCUUUGAGCAAGCUUUUGCUGAAGUAUUUUUUUCGGAAAGCCUAAAGUAUAAAUGAUCGAUCGACCUGUGGAUCCACCUCUUCCCAUCUGCCCCGUCUGUAACUGACGUGGCUUCGAAAACCGUUCGAAGGAGAAACGGGCGAUUCCAUUUGCCAUAGUUCCCCAUCUUGACUUCUCUUUUUCUUUCAUCUUUUCCCAGCUCCUCCUGAUGGGUGGGGCUAGGGGAAAGAAAAGGGGAACAAAAAAAGGAGAAAAAUAAGGGAGUGAGCCUGAAAGAGGUGGCCAUUUUGUGAGAUAGGGAGGGAGGUGCUGGUUCUCCUUCUGUGGAGGAAAACCCAAAGCCCCUCCCACCCUGUGCAGUACCACCGCAGGGAACUCUGGGAAAGUGGGCCCAGCCAAUGAGGAAUGCACCUGAGAAGCCCCUCCCACUGGGCGUAUGUCAGAUGCAGACAUUGGGCCCAGAUUUUAGCCCUGUGGGGAAAGUGUUGUGAAAAAGGGAUUUCAUUUUUCUCAGAAGUGUAUAUAUACUGUAUGAAGCUUUCACCAAGAGAUGUGGGGACUUUUUUUGUACGUUUAUCCAGUGAUUCUGUACUGUGUUGUAUUGGAAAUAAAGUAUUAUCUCCGUUUGA